Molecule: messenger RNA, 1872 nt
Organism: Spinacia oleracea (spinach)
Lineage: Eukaryota; Viridiplantae; Streptophyta; Magnoliopsida; Caryophyllales; Amaranthaceae
Product: flavonol sulfotransferase-like
Exons: 1
Coding region: 1-1035 (344 amino acids)
Molecular function (GO): sulfotransferase activity
Source: RefSeq, a predicted model, not a curated record
AUGAGUGAGAAUCAAAUGAAGAAGGAAAUACAACAAGUGAGUGAAGAGGAAGUUGAACAACUUAUGCAAAGCCUUCCAAAAGUAACAAUCAUGAACAACAAACUUGAACUAGUAAACUAUCAAGGCUUCUGGCAUCCCUCUUUAGCAAACUACCUUAAGAGCACCCUUUUAUUCCAACGACAUUUCCGUGCUCGAAACACCGAUUUAAUAAUCGCUAGCUUCCCCAAAACCGGCACCACUUGGUUGAAAUCUCUACUAUUUUCUGUUGUUAACCGUUUUAACUACCCAAAUAAGGAUCAAACCCCUUUACUUAAACAUCACCCUCACGAGCUCGUAUAUCGGUUAGAGGUUGAUGUUUAUGGCAACGCCUUUGAAUAUCCUCAGCCUCAACAUCUUGACGACCUUCCUUCGCCGAGGCUUUUGCAUACCCACUUACCUUACACCUCUCUUCCUGAGUCUAUCAUGACUUCCCGGUGUCGGGUUUUGUAUAUCGGUCGGAAUCCGUUGGACACGGUUGUUUCGUUGUAUUACUUCUCUGUAAAAAUGAUGAAAAACAUGGAAGGAGAGGAUUUUCGACACCCUAGUAUGGAGGAGUUCUUUGAAGAUUUUUAUACGGGGAGGGUCCCACAUGGGCCGUUUUUUGAGCACAUGGUUGGGUAUUGGAACCAAAGUUUAGAGCGGCCUGAUAAGGUGUUGUUCUUCAAGUACGAGGAUUUGAACGACAAUCAAGUAUUUUAUGUCAAGAAGUUGGCUGAAUUUGUAGGUAUGCCGUUUUCUACUAAGGAAGAGAGUCAAGGUGUAAUAGAUGAUAUAGUAGAGAUGUGUAGCAUUAAUAAUAUGAAAGAAUUAGAGGUUAACAAAAGUGGGGUGAUUAAUAAGUACUUUGAGAAGGAGAGUUAUUUUAGGAAGGGGGAAGUUGGGGAUUGGACACAUCAUUUGUCACCUUCUAUGGUUGAGAGGAUGAAUACUCUUUCUCUUAUGCUUGAAAAACUCGAGGGUACUAGUUUAUCCUUCAAAAUGCUAUCCUCACAGUGAGGACUGAGGAGAAGCCGUGAUGGUAGGGAUGUCAGUGGGGCGGGUUUUAUGGGAGACCCGCCUCGCAUUCGUCCCAAGUAGGUGGGGAUGGGUAGGUUUGGCGGGUGAUGGGGCGGGAUGGGUACAAAAGUCGUACCGGCCAUGGGUGAUGGGCGGGCGUGGAUUAUUUGUUGGACCCGCCCCAUCCCUGCCCCCGUGAACUAACCGAGGUGACUUGCGUGGAUUAAGAUAGAUUAAUUCAAGCUUAAUUAAAGACAAAUAUGAUGUAUUAUAAGACAUUUUUUAUGUUUGGAUUUGUUUGUGUGCGAGUACCUUUUUGUUUUUUUUCCAUUAUCUAUGUUAUAUUUAGUUAUCAAGUGUUAUAUAUGUUGUUAGGUGUCCGCUAAUUAAAAAAACUCGGAGGGUAUAGCGCGGAGAUGGGGCGGGAAUAAGGCGGGGAUGGAUACCCAGGCAAGUGGUGGGGCGAGGAUGGAUUUUAGGUUGUACCCGGUGGGACGGGGAUGGGGAUGGAUUUUGUACCCGUCAUGGGUGAUGGGGCGGGGAUGGGGAUAAUAUUUUUUGGUGGGGAUGGGUAUGGAGGCACCAACAUCCGCAUCCGCCCCGCCUCAUUGACAUCCCUACGUGAAGGCCUUCACGUUGCCUGACGUCAACCGGAGAAAACUACUCCCUCUGUCCCAAAAUUAUAGUCCUGUUUUUCAAAUCGGAUGUCCCAAAUUAUAGUCCUGUUUCUAAUUUUGGCCAUUAAGGUCCCCACUUUUUCAUGUACUAUAUUAAUUAAAAAUGCAUUGAAAACUCCACACAUGUAUUAUAUUCCAAUUUUCUAUGUAUUAUAUUCUC